UUCCCCUCGAGAGCGCCCGCCUCUCUUCAAUGCGACGCUAAAUUGCGUUGCUAAACGCUGACGUUUCCUGCUGUAAAACCACACCGCCAGGUUUUAGAAUGAUGGAGGAAGACGCCGAGGUAUCUGUGAUGGUAUCUCUGCUGGUCCAGAGGCUGAAUGGAAGCCAUUUGCACUCCGAAAUAGAGCAACGAGCUAAAGAGUGUCUUCACCAACCGGAGAUUAAACUGGAGUGUCUGAAAGAAGACGUGCGUCAUUUCCUCAAAUCAUCAGGUUGGGAAAAAAAGCUCCAAAAUGCAGUGUAUAGAGAAUUGCAAAUCCAGACGCCCCCGAGCCACCCAGCGGCUCCUGCAGAGCACCUCAAAGAGCCCCUGGCCUACAUGCGCAAAGCCCAGGCCAGCUGGGAGAGGCGUAUACUGAAAAGCCUGAAUAGCAUGAGCACCGAGCUGGGAGUGCCUCUGGCGCGUAUGAGGCCGGCCACUGAGCAACAGGAGCUGGCCAACAAGUGGAACGAGAUGGGCACUGAUGAGCCAGACUUAAGCCGCUUCAGGCCCGUCUAUGCGCCAAAAGACUUCCUUGAGGUGGUGGUUAGCUUGCGGAACCCCAACCACGACAGCAGCGAGGAAGUCUGCGCCAAGAGCCACUGGGGCCUCAUCCAGGUGCCCCUGCAUGUUAAGGACAUUCCACAGCUGAGACAAGCCUACUCGGAGCUUAGCCUCGCAGCUGGACAGUUGGGGAUCGACGACAACGCACACAUCCAUCCAGACUUAUUUGAAAAUGACUAUGUUGACAUCGGAAACAAAGUGCUUGCAGAGCAAGACAGUGCAGCAGCACAGCAGUACAGCAGGCAGGGCUGCCCCACCGGGCUGCGGGCUGACCUUUGGGCCCUCAUCCUCAAUUCAGUCAACCAGCCACAGGAUGUCCUACAUUAUGAGCAGCUAAAGACAGGAGUUAUUCAACAUGACCUGCUGGUGGACAACCUUAUCUACAAGGAUGUGAAGCUGACUGCCAGCAAUGAUGACUACUACUUUGUCUUUGAGGACUUUCUCUACCAGGUGCUCCUGUGCUUCUCCCGGGACGCUGUUGUCCUGGAGCACUUCAAGUACAACAGCGCCACUCCUCCCAAAUCCACCAUCCAGGACAAAGAAGAUGUAGAGCAUGACAUUUUUUAUCCCCCCAACGGUGUAAUCCCCUUCCAUGGCUUCUCGAUGUACGUGGCGCCUCUCUGUUUCCUUUACAAUGAGCCGUCCAAGCUGUACAGCGUCUUCAGGGAGAUGUACACGCGUUACUUCUUCAGACUGCACUCUGUCUCUUCGGCGACAUCGGGUAUCGUGUCUCUGUGUCUGCUCUUUGAGAGGCUCCUGCAAACACACCUGCCUCAGCUCUUCUAUCACCUGCGGCAGAUGGGAGCUCAGCCGCUGCGCAUCGCCUUCAAGUGGAUGGUCCGAGCCUUUUCAGGCUAUCUCUCCACCGAUCAGCUGCUUUUUCUUUGGGACAGAAUCCUUGGCUACGACUCACUGGAACCUGUUGCAGUCCUGGCAGCCGCCGUCUUUGCCUUUCGUGCCGAAAACCUGAUGGAAGUGACGUGUCUGGCUUCAGCCGAGGCUGUCCUUGCUGACCUUUCAACACUCAGGGUCAUGCCUCUGCUCCAGAUCUUCCUGUUUGCUACGAGCGUCUAAGCUUCACCGUGACACAUGACACUGACAGCAUGGUAAAUGUCUAAUGACCACUUCUUGUGCCCAAAAGUGUUCAGUCCAGUCGAAUGUAUAAUGUAGUUUGAAACCAUUCUGCUUUUGUCCCUUUAAAUUGUUAACUUAUCUACAUUGAUAAAUAUGGAUUGAUGAUAUUAUUGUAAACAGUAGAGUAAGAUACAAUAGGAGUCUUGUUAUUGUAAAGACAAUUUAAGGGAAAAAUCCACUCCUACACAGUCAGUUGAGUUGAAAAGACAUUUUCAAAUUUGAAGAAGUUGAAGCAACAUACAAGCAGCAAUAGUAACAAUAGGACUGUUUAAAUGUUGCAACAAUAAAUAAAACAUUGUACAUGUCCUCAACAGAUAUUUAAAAAAAAUAAAAAUAAAAAGUGGAAGAGCUUUUUGUUAUAGUAAUUGCAUCAAGUUGCUUUAGUCACUUUUUAAAUAAUUUGCCAGAUCAAAACACAAAAAUGCAUAAAUAAGAUGUCUUAUGUAAAUCCGAUGACAAUUGUAUUCAUUGGUUGACAAAUAUAGAAAAUGUCUAAUGAAUCAGCUUCAGUCUCUGCUGAUAUCACCUUGUUUGGACACAAAAGACCCAUCAUCCUAAAAAUGUGGAUGAUUUUUAUCCAAAAUAAGCAUAAUUGAAGACAAAUUAAUCUCAGUGCGCUUUUGAAUGCCACCUGCCAUACUUGAAAUCCUUAUGAAACCAACAACGUGCAUUUUUUUCCCCCAGUUAGUAGUUGGUGUAAACAAGCAUUUCUUCACUGAGACACAGCAUAGUACGAUACUGCAUUUGUGGAAAUAUGCAACACACUUCAAGUCAGUAACACAACAAUAUAA
Molecule: messenger RNA, 2527 nt
Organism: Nerophis lumbriciformis (worm pipefish)
Lineage: Eukaryota; Metazoa; Chordata; Actinopteri; Syngnathiformes; Syngnathidae
Gene: tbc1d19
Product: TBC1 domain family, member 19
Source: RefSeq, a predicted model, not a curated record